Molecule: messenger RNA, 2490 nt
Organism: Cylindrotheca closterium
Lineage: Eukaryota; Bacillariophyta; Bacillariophyceae; Bacillariales; Bacillariaceae
Source: the annotation of a GenBank genome assembly
AUGAUGAGAACAAGCACCAUCCUUCUUUUCCUAGCACUGUUUUGCACUGCCGAGGCCCAAAACAACGGGACCUGUAACCCUAUCAAGGACGAAACAUCUUGUUCAAGUGCAGGUUGUUUCUUUUGUCCUUCCUCCAGCAAAUGUCGAGUCGCGGAAUCCAACUGUCCUGGAGGCGGCGGCGGUAACAAUGGAGGAGGAGGAGGAGGUACGGAAGAAGAAGAAGACAACGAGGAGCAAAUGCCCAUUGUCAGCAAUGGCACCUGUAAUCCCAUCAAGGACCAAACGGCGUGUGAAACACAGGGUUGUUUCUUUUGUGACAAACAACAGUGUCGAGUCUCAGAAGACCGCUGUCCUAAUGCCUCGGAUGAAGGUACUUGCAACCCCAUUCAGGACCAAGCAUUCUGCGAAGAAAUCGGCUGUUUCUAUUGUGCUGAAGCCAUGAAGUGCCGUGUCUCAGAAGAACGUUGUCCUGCUCCUGAUGAAGACGAAGAAACGGAUGCCGAUGGAGACGAACCAGUAGGUGAUGGUUCUGUCACCAAUGGACUUUGCAAUCCCAUCAAGGCUCAAGGAUCCUGUGAAGAAUCUGGCUGUUUCUUCUGUACCAACAAAAGCAAGUGCCGAAUCUCGGAACAGCGCUGUCCUGGAUUCAAUGGUGUUGCGAAUGGACUCGAAGACAAUAUCAAAUGCAACCCCAUCCGUGACGCAACUGCCUGUGAAGACGCAGGAUGCUUUUUCUGCGAAGACAAGGGACUCUGUAGAGCAACGGAAGCGAAAUGUCCUCCCGGAGCGGGCACUGCAUUCGGAAGCAGCGAGUGCAAAACUUUCAAAGGAGACGAAACUGGAUGUUCCGAUGCCGGAUGCUUUUUCUGUGGUGGAUCGUCUGCCCAGUGCCGUUUGGAUGAAGCCGAGUGCCCUGGACAAGGUCGCAGCAGUCCAUGCAACGGUUUGGAAGAAACUGGCUGCUCCACUUCGGAAGACUGUCUCUGGUGUGCCGAAGGCAACGUAUGUACCUCAGCACGUGGUGGAACCUGCGCGUCUGCGGGAUUGCCUCCUGGCAAUCUCUGCAAACAAUACACCACCGAUGCCGAUUGUACCUCGGGAGAAACUUCCAACUGCCGUUGGUGCCCAGGCAACUUGAAAUGCAAGAACGCUGAAGACGAAUGUGAUGAUGGUGAAGAAGGAAUCAGAGGAAAUCCAUGCAAGGAUCAAUCCACUACGGAUGGUUGUACCGGUGUUGAAGGAUGUCUAUGGUGUGAAGGCAAUUCCAAGUGCAAAAAGGCCGAAGAUGGUUGCGAUGAUGAGGAUGAGGACGGUGAUGCUGACGAGGACGUAAACGUCGGAGCUGUCGAUUGUACCACAUUGAUCUUUGGUCCAGAUUGCGAGGCGGAAGCGUCUUGUCUGUGGUGCCCUGACGAACAGACUUGCAAUGCAGCGGACAUUUUUCUGUGUGGCGUUGCAUCGGCAACGGUGAGAAUGGAUAUUGAAUACGGUUCUCCUGCGUUCAAGCUUAAGAAUGAAGGAUUGGGUGAAUCCGAUCCAAAUGCUGUCGAGGUUGCUCUCAACUAUUACUUUGAGGUUGCCGAAGAUGGUAGCGAAAUUCCGUUCAGUUUUGUCGAUGUUCAAAAUCAAGGCUUUAAAGUUUCCCAAUCACAAGGCGUCUUCUUGGGUGUCCUGUCCAGAAAGGCAACCUUUUCUGCUGAUAUUGUAGGAGUGGGAUCUAUGGAGCUGAUUGUCUACAAGAUACUAGAAGAUGGAACAAUCACCACUCCUUCCGGAGAAGUCUUUGAUGUUACGGAAGGCGACGUCAAAUUCAAUGUCAACUUGUCAAACUGGUCAUUCUGUGAUGAAGAUGAAACUGGCAUUUGUGCCGAUUCUGGGUCAGCUGCUUAUGUUGAUAUUGCAAUGACAGUGAAAGGAAGUGCGGAGGCUCCAGAGCAAGAUGAAGCAGACGGGUCAAUCUUUGACUUGGGUGGUGGCGUACCGAUCCUUCUUACGAACCAAGUGGAAAUUGAUGGCGUCAUUGAUGCCAUGCCACCAGGCUUUCCACGAGUCGAGCAAACACCUGCCGAAGGCGCGUUCUUUGUGUUCCGAUUUCCUCGCUUCGCCAAUACCUUGGUGUACGAUCCCAUUGUCGGGUCUGGAACACUCAUUGUCAUUGAGGAUGCGACGCUACCGCCAGUGACACCGCCUACCGAUGCACCAGUAACAACUCCAACCAACCCACCACCGGUACCAGCGCCCACAGAUGCACCAGCAACAACUCCUUCUGUCCCAUCACCGGUUGUAGCUCCCACUGAUGCACCGGCAACGACUCCUACCGACGCACCGGUAGUAGCACCCCCCACAGAUGCACCGGUAACGACUCCUACUACCACACCGGUAACAGCACCCACCACCGCACCACCAGGCGGUGAUUCUGGUGCCAACACACUCGCACUUCUAAUGCCUUUGGCUGUGUGUCUUGCCGCAUUUUGGUCUUCAAUAGAAUAG